Messenger RNA from Aegilops tauschii subsp. strangulata, 620 nucleotides. NCBI's taxonomy places the organism in Eukaryota, Viridiplantae, Streptophyta, Magnoliopsida, Poales, Poaceae. The record is from RefSeq and is a predicted model, not a curated record.
UAACAACCCAGCAAGAGGCGGUUCGCUCGUGUGAAGUGAAAACACGCGCCGUUCGCCUGUUCGCCAGCUGGCGCGCUAUAUAAACACUUGGCGUUUACUUCGGUUGACCUCCCCUGACCAGAAAGAUCACCACACCAGCCAGCCCAAAUCCUCCUCCCCUCCCUCCCAUUUCUGAAUUUCUGAUUGCCCGCCGACUCCCCGAACUCCCUCGUAAACCCUACCUCACCGCGCGAGGACGCCAGCGGCGGUGCCGGAGCGCCCGCAACCGCCCCUUCCCCGCCUCCCCCGCCCCGCCGCAGCAGGCAGGGGCAAGGGGAAGAUGAAGGGGGACGAUCUGUCGGAGGAGGACCGCGAGCUCAAGGCGCGUCUCGAGGAUUGCGUGGAGCGGGCGCAGAGCCGCGACCCCCGCAAACGGGUAGAAGCCAUCGACACCCUGAGGAAAGAGAUUCGUGCGGCGACAAGCUCAAUGACGUCUGUCCCGAAACCACUCAAAUUCCUCCGCGCACACUAUGGAACUCUCAAGACUUGCUUUGAGAGAAUGCAGGAUUCUGAACAGCAGAAGGUAUCAAUGUAUUGUUAAUCUCUCAGUUGAGCGGCUCGAGCCAAGCUUAAAAGUACUG